This is a messenger RNA of Clarias gariepinus (North African catfish), 2906 nucleotides long. RefSeq names its product interferon-induced protein 44-like. Bases 553 to 1881 code for a protein of 442 amino acids. The record is from RefSeq and is a predicted model, not a curated record. NCBI's taxonomy places the organism in Eukaryota, Metazoa, Chordata, Actinopteri, Siluriformes, Clariidae. The transcript is spliced from 8 exons. Gene Ontology annotation, molecular function: GTP binding.
ACAAACUUAAAUAAUUCUUGUGAUUGUGUAAAGCUGCUUUGCGGCAAUGAAAAUUGCUAAAAGUGCUAUACAAAUAAAAUUGAAUUGAAUUGAAUUGAAUCUGGCCUAAAGGUGGCGUUAGAACUCAGUCAGGGAAUCUCUGUUAAAUUACUGUCUUUCAGAACACUUACACACACACACACACACAGCAGAUUUAUUGUGCUAAUCUUAGCAAAUUAUACAGGUAUUAAAAAUUUUUUGUUUGUAAUUUUUAGUUUUUAAGUAAAGAACUGUUGUCGAAUCAUAUUUAUACCUGUUUAAAGCAGUUACAGUUCAUACCUGAUGUAAUAAAAUGGGUGUGGUAAUGUGACUAUUUCCUGAAAAGUGAAAGUGAUAAGUUUCUGUUCUGCUGCGUGCUGAGUCACGCUGCCUGAGGACUGGGCGUGAAGCUGCUGUGCAGCGUGAUUAAGAACGUUUGCUUCAGAACCUCCGUUACUGCCUGCUGGAGAGAGAAACCCAGUGUUCUGAUCUUCUCUAAUCAUCUCUGGAUACAGGAAAGUCUAGCAGAUCUUCAUGAUGAGUGUAACAUCACGUUUGUCCAAGCAGCAGGAGCUGAAGCUAGGUUCUCUACUUGGUCAUGUUAAACUCAGUCUGCUGUUUAAGGCCAGUGUCCAUGGCUUCACAGCUGACGCCUUCCACAGGAAGUGUGACCGUCAGGGUCCCACUGUUACUGUAGCAUAUAAUAACUCCGGCUACAUCUUCGGAGCGUACACCAGUAAGGAUUACGCUCAGACUGGUCAGAACAUUGUAGAUGACAAAGCCUUCCUGUUCAGCUUUAAUGAGCGUGAGGUUGACAAGGCUCCUCUGCGUGUGGUCAGUUCCAAUACUCAGUAUGCCUUCACUGAUGGAAACACUGGUCCCAAUUAUGACUCCUUGCUUUUCCUGUACAAUAACACCGCCACCGUGUACAGCAAUCCAGGGACGUAUAAUUUCAACCCAGUGGAGAUGCAUGGCAAUGACCUCCAGCUGACCGAGUGUGAGGCGUACCGUGUGGAGGGGUUUGGAUCACUCAUGGAGAACCCAUGGAGGAAAAUCGAAUGGAGUGUGGAGAAGAGGAAGACUCUGAUGGAUGCAAUUUCACGCUGGACCCCGAGUGUGAGCUCGGUGCAGAAAGCUCGUGUGUUGCUGGUCGGUGCUGUGGGAGCGGGCAAAUCCAGCUUCUUUAACUCUAUUUACUCUGUGUUUAAGGGCCACGUGAGCUGCAGGGCCAACACGGGCAUCGCUGGCACCAGCCUCACCACACAGUUCCGUGUGUACUCUAUUAAGGCAGGUGGUAAGUUUCUACCGAUCACGCUGUGUGACUCUAUGGGACUGGAGGAGGGAGCUAACGCUGGAAUGGACAUUGACGACUUCACCAACAUUCUAAAGGGUCACAUUCAGGACAGAUACCAGUUUAACCCGUCAGUUCCUCUCCAGUCAGACUCUCCUUAUUUCAGUAAAACUCCCAGUGUGCAGGAGAAGAUCCACGCUGUGGUGUACGUGAUGGACGCCUGCAAGGUUAACCUGCUAUCUGACAAGAUGAUCGAGAAACUGUCUUCUUUCCGCAGAAAAGCCAACCACAUGGGAAUCCCACAGGUGGUUCUGCUCACUAAGGUGGAUGAAGCGUGUCGUUUGGUGGGAGAGGAUCUGAAACAACUAUAUCAGAGCCAGUACAUCUACAAGAUGAUGCAGGAGGUGAGUGUCCAUCUGGGCGUUUCUCUCUCCAACGUGGUUCCAGUGAAGAACUACUACAAAGAGCUGGAGCUCGAGCUGAACACCGACAUCGUGCUUCUCAACGCCGUUCAGCAGAUCCUCAGAACCGCCGAGAUGUACUUCGAUGAUAUUUCCUGCGAGGAAGAGUAGCAUCACAGGACGUUUUACAUGCUAAAUUGCAUCAUGGUCAUGUUGCUAAAACUGCUCUAGACUUAAACCUGCACACUUCUGCUGCUAUUUAAAUCAGAUUUAUUUUCAGUGUUCACUUACUGCUCUAUGAAAUAGAGACAUGAGGAAAUUGUUCUUUUGAAAAUGAAUCACUUUCUGGCAGUCACUUCCUAUCAGGUGACCACCUCAGAUUCUUAUUAAAAAUUGGCAAAAUGAACCUCAUAUGGAGUAACAGAAAUCCCCAUGUUUUAAUUCAACAAAUUAUGAUUUUCCAGGAGUUAUGAUGUUUGAAAUUCAGCUUCCAUGCCCCCUUUGCAUUCGCAAAUCACAUCUCCAAUUUGUGAGAAUAUUCAAAUGGUCACAUCUUCAUUUUAUAACAAGAAACAAUACUGAAACUUGCUAUCUUGAGUCACUUUGUCCCAUUCCUCCAGAGUCUAGUGUCACGGUUCAGUUAAGAUUCAUCUGGAACAAGUUAUGAGCUUCUAAAAAUCAGAUUUUGAUUUCCAGCAGAGACUUUUUUUUCUACAGAUUUUGACUUUGAUCUCUAGGGUCACAUGGAGCACUAUGUAGUCAAUAUUUUACUGUGUUAUUGUUAUUUGAGAUAGAAACUCAGAAUUAAUGAAAUCUCAGAUAUCUAUCCAUCUCAAAAUGGUCGCAAGUAAAAAAAAAACAAAGGAAAUUUUAUUGAAAUCACAGUUUAAAGAUAUACAUAUAAUUAUCUCAACUCGAUUCUAUCAAUAAAAACUUCCUAUAAAGUUUCAUCAGAACCAGGUAGUUUCCUGGAAAUUGGUUCAUUUGGUACAGAAUGACCCAUACACCUUUAAGUUGUUAUUGUUGUUGUUGUUAAAUUCAUGUAUAAUAAACACAGUAACAGUGUACACAUUAAAGCAGAACUCGGCUGUGUAUAAAAGUAAAAGUGAAAACUUCUAGCUUAUGAACCACAUCGCAUCUGCUGGAGGUAAACAGCUAAUGCGUGCUGAUAAAAAAUAUAUACCAGAUAACAUAAA